CCGUUAGAUGUGUCCGUACGCAGACUAUGCCAGGAAAGUUGCUCGAGCUUUAACCAUUGGCAACUGUAUAUAAGAGAGUGAAGUGCAACUCUUUCCCAUUUUCCGCUUCAUUUUUCAAUGCUUCGUCGUCAUCCACUGCGUUCGUACGCUUGCUAAAAGUACCAAAAAAAAAAGCGCUGUGCUUUGUGAAUAUCAUCUUUAACCAAAACUUCCAAGCAAAGUUUCAAAGCUUUUUGGACUGUAUUGGCUCGAAUCCUAGCUCAGCUUAUUGGACAGUUGUUGUUGUCGUAAGUUUUGUCGUGUUGGAGAGGUCAACAUAGGUUCAACAAAGUUUGUCUUCUCAAAAAUAUAGAACUGGGAAAUUAAGAUGAAGCAUAUAUUAUAUGUGACCUUUAAUCGAAGUGGAAACGGAUAGGAAGGACUAUUUGAUCAGGCUUCGAUUCUGGGACUGGUUUUUCUUAAUUCGAAUGCUACAAACAGCAGAUAUUAUGCAGUCGGGUCUUCAUUUACAAAUACUCUCUUAACAAAGAUGGCUAUCAACGAGUUUCAUUCAGAUCUUAUGCAGUGGGGUCUUCGCUUACUUGAUGGUGAUCCCUAUAACAGUUCUGGGUACUAUGGUCAAAUGAUGCAAAAUGAUGCUGAUGGCAUUUAUCAAGGACAUUAUGUGAGAGAUCAAUAUGAAACGGAGUCUAACAAUGUAGAGAAUGAUGAGAUUAUCGCACUUACUCUUCAAGAAGAAUUUUCACAGAUAGCUGUGACCGAAGCCUCAGGAUACUUGGAUACAGGAGGCUCACAUGCAUCCAAUUUUGUGAAUUCUUGGCAUAGUCCAUCCAGAGGGAACUAUUAUUCAGGUCAUGAUCGUGGCCGGGAAGAAGUUGAUUCUGUGCUACCUUCUAGUUCAUGUUCUAGCCCUGGUGAUCAAGAAGAGUAUUUGCAUUCUUUGGAGCUAGCCGAUGAAUAUACUGAUGAUAAUCAAGUACACUGGAAUUUUGAUCAGAUGACCCCUAUUCCUCACGUUCCUAGGAUUAAUGGAGAAAUUCCUCCGAGUGACGAAGUGACUUCAGAUCAUCAAACACUGCAGGACAGAUUGCAAUUGCAUGAUUUUGUUGAGCAUACGGUUCAAGGAGAUGGCAACUGUCAGUUCCGUGCUCUAUCAGAUCAAUUAUAUGGUACACCUGACCAUCACAACCAUGUGAGACAGCAAGUUGUAAAUCAGCUCAAGUCCGAGCCAGAGAUAUAUGAGGGAUAUGUUCCGAUGGCAUAUGAUGACUAUCUGGAGAAGAUGUCCCAGAGCGGCGAGUGGGGUGAUCAUGUCACACUGCAGGCAGCUGCUGAUAUGUAUGGAGUGAAAAUUUUUGUCAUUACUUCUUUUAAGGAUCCCUAUUGCAUAGAGAUUAUUCCCAAAUCUCGGAAGCCAAAACAAGUCAUUUACUUGAGCUUUUGGGCAGAGGUGCACUACAACUCAAUCUAUCCUCAAGGAGAUAUACCCACAAGUGAGAAUAGGAAGAAGAAAAGGUGGUGGAGUUUUGGGAACAAGCAUUAGAAUUCUCCGCCUGGCCUGUGGGACUCCUGCUCUACUUGUUUCUGCUGCUAAAAAAUGAUGUGGAUUUCUUGGUUCAGGACCCGCUUCAUGUUCUCAGGUUUUGUCUCUUCUAAAAUUUAUCGAACUGGAUCGGUCAAUUGUAUGAAAGCAUUAGUGAUAUUCUUCUACAGUUAUAAACCCACCUUAACUUCAAUAUAAAGUGCCUUGUAGCGCUCGACUUUUUCGACAAAUGAACUUGUAUUAAACAUGUUCCAUUUUUCUAGUACAAUUUUGGGAAAGAAAGGAGCUAAAGAGGGCUUUCCACUCAA
Molecule: messenger RNA, 1851 nt
Organism: Ziziphus jujuba (common jujube)
Lineage: Eukaryota; Viridiplantae; Streptophyta; Magnoliopsida; Rosales; Rhamnaceae
Product: OVARIAN TUMOR DOMAIN-containing deubiquitinating enzyme 12
Exons: 12
Coding region: 530-1543 (337 amino acids)
Biological process (GO): protein deubiquitination
Molecular function (GO): cysteine-type deubiquitinase activity
Source: RefSeq, a predicted model, not a curated record